AUGAGGUUUUCAAUCUUCGCCGUGGCUGCAUCCUUUGGCUUAGGCCUUGCCGCGCCUACUCAGCAUUCAAAGCGCGAUGAUUGCAGCUCAAGUGACCAAGGUGCCAGGGCCAAAUUAACAGUCCUUGUCUACGAUAUUCUGGACUCGAUGCGCACCAUUACCAGGGUCGGCAAGCCUAGCCUCCUUGCCAUCGACACCACAGUAGGCUCAGCUUAUUUCGCCCUUGCAGUCAGUGAAGGGAAUGAUGAGCUUCAAUCAGUCCUGCGAGGCCGCGUCAAGGUCGUCGAUGACAAGAUCACCGAGCUGGAAAUCUACAUCAACCGCUCGCGCGGUGACCACGGCUUCACCUUUUCGGCGGCAGAGCUUGCGGAGAAUUCGGAAUUCUGGACGGAUCUGCCUUCCAAUCGGACCAAGGCAUCCAGGGAGACAUUGGAGAAGGUCAGCGCCGCUACUUUCAGCCCUAACACAACCUUUGAAGCUAAGCUGGCGGACGACUGCCAGUUCACUGAAGUUGGAGGGAGGGUGGUUGAUGCUGGCCCAAACAGAAACGGUUCUUAUGACCCACUUGGAUGCCAAUUCCCGGGCCUUCCAUCCGACAAGAACGCAAGGCUGAACCUAGUGAUUGACGAGGAGACGGGGAUAGUCGUCACUGGCGCCAUUAUUCCUGGCAUUGUGUAUCCCUAUGGAAACAUCUCUGCUUUCAUUCCCAACGAGCUGAGUGCGCCGCGGGUGGCUCAGGACUUGUGGACCAAUGUUACAUUGGCCGAGGGCGGCACUGGAUUGCUGGAGAAGGCCCCUGCAACCGGCGAGGUGUUGGAAGUGGUUCAGUACUACAAUAACAAGAUCUAUGCUGUGCAGGUCAACCUCUACUUGAGCGGACCUGGCAUGACCUCGGUCUGGCCUUCAAAGGUUGAAUGA
Fusarium subglutinans is the source of this 918-nucleotide messenger RNA. RefSeq lists its product as uncharacterized. The record is from RefSeq and is a predicted model, not a curated record. The transcript is spliced from 2 exons. NCBI's taxonomy places the organism in Eukaryota, Fungi, Ascomycota, Sordariomycetes, Hypocreales, Nectriaceae. Bases 1 to 918 code for a protein of 305 amino acids.